Messenger RNA from Lucilia sericata (common green bottle fly), 828 nucleotides. RefSeq names its product seminal metalloprotease 1-like. NCBI's taxonomy places the organism in Eukaryota, Metazoa, Arthropoda, Insecta, Diptera, Calliphoridae. Bases 27 to 797 code for a protein of 256 amino acids. Gene Ontology annotation, biological process: proteolysis. Gene Ontology annotation, molecular function: metalloendopeptidase activity; zinc ion binding. The transcript has 2 exons. The record is from RefSeq and is a predicted model, not a curated record.
UUUCAGUUAGUGGACAAAGUAUCAACAUGAAAAAUUUCAUUUAUAUCGGUUUAUUAGUCAUUUUCAUGCAUCAAAGUAUUGGUGCUCCUGUUGAAUCCACCAACGAAGAGGAUUAUGAGGAAGAUCACGAAUUAAUUGGUGGAUUUUUUCAAGGUGAUAUGGAGAUAGAAAUGACACGUAAUGGUGAAAUAGCGGAAUCGAAAAGAUGGCCCAACGGCCAAGUUCACUAUAAAAUAGAUGAAGUUUUUGAUGCCGACCAUGUUGCCUACAUUAAACGUGCCAUGAAAAAUAUCGAAAGCGUUAGCUGCAUACGUUUCAUUCCCGUUGCUGAUGACAAAACACCUCAUUUGCUUUUCAUUGGUGAGCCCUCUGGUUGCCACACCAAAGUCGGUUAUCGUGGCAAGGUACAAACGCUUAACUUACAAGUAGAUCGUUUGGACAAGGGCUGCUUUAAAUUAGGCACUAUUAUGCAUGAAAUCUUACAUUCAUUGGGCUUCCAUCAUCAACAAUGUGCCACAAAUCGUGAUGACUAUGUCUUAGUUGUAGAGGAAAACAUUAAGUAUGGCAAAUUGAACAAUUUUGUUAAAUACGAUGACAAAACAGUUACUGAUUUUAAUAUUGAAUAUGAUUAUGGCAGUAUUUUACAUUAUAGUUCUACUGCCUUUUCGAAGAAUGGUGAAAAGACCAUCAUACCUUUACAGGGUGAACAUAUCGAAAUUGGUCAGAGACGAGCUUUGAGUGCUAGUGAUAUUGCUAAAUUGAAUUUGAUGUACAAGUGUCCAGUUUUAAUGAAUUAGAAAAUACAUUUUUUUAAUUUUGAGCAUAAAA